This is a messenger RNA of Ipomoea nil (Japanese morning glory), 1080 nucleotides long. Its product is annotated as ribonuclease S-2-like. Gene Ontology annotation, molecular function: ribonuclease T2 activity; RNA binding. Bases 380 to 1024 code for a protein of 214 amino acids. Lineage: Eukaryota; Viridiplantae; Streptophyta; Magnoliopsida; Solanales; Convolvulaceae. The record is from RefSeq and is a predicted model, not a curated record. Gene Ontology annotation, biological process: RNA catabolic process. The transcript has 2 exons. Gene Ontology annotation, cellular component: extracellular region.
CGAGCUUUCAUUAUGGUCACUUCAUUCCCGAUCAUGAGCUGAGUAUAGGAUCAGUCAAUGGAUGAAUAACAUGUGCUUCUAACACUUCACAUUCCACCCUGUGAUCCACCAGAGCAAAGCAAAAUAAUCUCAAUGAAUAAAAACAAAUGCAGUCAAAUGAGAAUGAAGUAAAACAAAUUCAGUUAGAGCUACCUGAUGUAGAAUGACAUUACAGUGGAGUAAAACAAACAAAUUCAUUCAUUUAUAGGAAAUAAUUAACAACUAAGAAAAUGACAGGCAGUGGCUUAUAGCCUAUAUAAACGCACACAUAAUACUUGAGCUUGCUUAGCAUUACACACAGCACAUCUCAUCAGUCUGCAAAUUAGAAGACAUACACACAAUGAAAAUUACUUUAAGUUUACUUAUUUUCUUUUUACUUGUAACCAAGAGUUACCAAAAAAACCAAUGGGAUGGCUUUGGUUUGGCACUCAUAUGGCCCCCAGGCUAUUGUGCUUCCCUUGGUACCCGUUGCGUAGUGAGUAAGGUGAAAUCCGAUUUCACCAUCCAUGGUCUAUGGCCAUUUGUCAACUCCGGAGCAACGCUUGGGCCUGAACAAAAUUCAAAACCAUAUCAGCCAAUUCCAAAGAAUUCUCCGCUCUUCAAUCCACUCACUGCAAAUUGGCCUAGUAUUGAAGUAAACAAACCUGAUGAUGGUUUUUGGGCACACGAGUGGAAUAACCAUGGCAGGGCUUCCUUUACCCUCUUCAAUCAAACUCAAUACUUCGCUAAAGCACUGAAUCUGUUGCACAGGAACAAUAUCGCGCGUGUUUUACAAAAUGGUGGAAUUGCUCGCGGUCACCAGUACAAUGAUACCCAGAUUCUUAAAGCAAUCCGUCGUGCUUUAAAUGUGGAUGUCAAAAUUCAAUGCACAGCAAAGUACCUCGUCGAGGUUAGAAUCUGCUUUGAUCAAGCUGCAAAAGCCAUGAUCAACUGUAACACCAAAGGCAUCAGAGGAUACUGCCCAAAAAGCUUUACCUUCAAAUAAGCUUUGGAUGUUUGGGAUUUUAGAAAAUAAUAAAUAAAUGUUGAAUGCUUUACCUA